CAAUAACGGCGUUUUUAAUAAAAACGCCGCAAAAAAAUCAUUUCGCUUAAAACAAAAAAGCAGUUUUAUCCCCAAAUUUCCAGCGGGGAAACCCCUAAUUUUUCCCCCUAAAAUGGUCCCUCCGUUGCUCUUUUCAAUCAAGAAACUCUCCAGCAGCAGUCUUGAUUUGGUUUCCAGUUAGACUCUGAGAUAGAAGAGAUGGCAGUGAACCAGACGGCGGCGUUGAAGGUGGGUCCACCUCUGUAUUGGCAUUUCAUGGAAGGAUUAGUAGCCUUCAGCCACACUUCCAACACUUGCCCACCUUGCCUUUGCGAUUGCUCUUCUCACAAUCCUUGAAGGAUGGUGACAUCUGCUAUGCCAUCUGCCAGAUUUUAUCGUGUUAUUUUGGUAUUUGUGUAUUCAUCAGAUCAAAGGGAAAAUUAAUUUGGUUUUGGAAUGAACUUACUUGGGUUGCAUUUGUAGAUGAUGGAACUUAUGCAAUGAAGAAAGUUCUCAUUCGGAAUAAUGAACAGUUAGAAUUGGUUCGGGAGGAGAUCCGUGUUUCAUCCUCGUUUAGUCACCGUAAUCUUCUUCCCCUUCUUGAUCAUGCUAUCAUUUCUGUUAAGCCUACACAAGAAGGAUCAUGGAAUCACGACGCAUAUCUACUAUUUCCCGUUCAUUUGGAUGGAACGUUACUGGACAAUUUCAAAGCUAUGAGUGCUAAAAAUGAUUUCUUUUCUACCUUGGAUGUUCUUCAAAUAUUUCUGCAGCUAUCGUUCAGAGGCACUACAGCUUCAGAGGAUGGAGAACUUUACAUGUGGGGGAAGAACUCAAGCGGGCAACUUGGCCUUCGAAAAAAUGGAGGUGAGGCUUUAAGUUGGGGAGCAGUUGCAUCUGGAAGACUUGGUCAUGGCCUUGAGUCGAGCAUUUUUGGUUUUUUAACAAGCAAUAGUGAAUAUACACCAAGGCUUAUAAAGAAAUUAGAGGGUAUCAGGGUCAAAAGAGUUGCAGCUGGCUUGUUGCAUUCAGCAUGCAUUGAUGGUAUUGCAAAAACUGGGUCUUUGUUUGUGUUUAGGGAUAAAGUGGUAGCUAAUCUUGGAUUUGGGGAGGCCAAGAAUGCAACCAUGCCAUUCAUGAUCAAUACAUUGCCAUAUUCAGAAGAAGUUGCAUGUGGUGGCUACCACACUUGUGUUGUAAUAAUGCUUGAAAAUUAAGUGCAAGUUGAUGUGAAUGACAAUGUCCUGGAGAUCAUAUGGGAAGAUAAUAAUUAAAACAUGGAGGUUAAAAGGAUGAUAAGGAGAAGGAAGAGUUGGACUUUAAGGGAAAAAAUGUGUCAAAUCUAGUGAGUCAGGUGACAGAGAUUCCGUUUAACAAUUUUCUUUAUUGCUGGAACAAGUUUUAACCAAGAUCAAGAUCAAAGUACUUCACUAAGUUAUAUAUGCAGCCAUUGCAAUGAGAGGUGAUGAUGAUUUGGCAUUAUAUUCUCAUCAGGAUGAAUUUUAUUUUAGAAAUUGUAAUACUUUGUGUGUCUGUGUGUGUUUUUUUUUUAUGUAUUAAAUUACAUAUUGAAUCAAUAUUUAUGUAUUAAAUUUAAAUUCAUUAAUUUUUAUAUUUAGUUUUGAAGUUUAAAUUUUAAUGGAAAA
Gossypium arboreum is the source of this 1622-nucleotide messenger RNA. RefSeq lists its product as uncharacterized. Gene Ontology annotation, molecular function: protein serine/threonine kinase activity. Bases 480 to 1193 code for a protein of 237 amino acids. The transcript has 12 exons. Lineage: Eukaryota; Viridiplantae; Streptophyta; Magnoliopsida; Malvales; Malvaceae. The record is from RefSeq and is a predicted model, not a curated record. Gene Ontology annotation, cellular component: cytoplasm.